Molecule: messenger RNA, 1022 nt
Organism: Penaeus vannamei (Pacific white shrimp)
Lineage: Eukaryota; Metazoa; Arthropoda; Malacostraca; Decapoda; Penaeidae
Product: probable U3 small nucleolar RNA-associated protein 11
Biological process (GO): rRNA processing
Cellular component (GO): nucleolus; small-subunit processome
Source: RefSeq, a predicted model, not a curated record
CGUAGGAUCGUCAAACGUGUUCUCCACACAGGAUAUUCUCUAAGAAAUCUGUUGUUAAAACAUAUUUUGAGGUGAUUUUCUGAUAUAUUUUGGCUAUCCUGAUUACCAGUUCUUCUCAGGAUGUCUUCUCUACGCAAUGCAGUCAAGACCCAACGUGAACACCGGGAAAGACACCAGCCACAGAGUCGACAACAUCUAGGGGCAUUAGAAAAGAAAAAAGACUACAAGAAACGAGCAAAAGACCAGAAUCGGAAAAAAAAUGCGUUGAAGCUGCUGACGAAAAAAGCUCUUAACAAAAAUCCUGAUGAAUUUCAUUAUCACAUGGUUAACAGUGAGUUGAAGGAUGGUGUCCACUAUGAACGCGUGAAAGAUGAGGAGCUGGCUGUCGGGCAUGUGCGGCAGGACCUGACUUACAUCACCCAUCGCCGCACUAUUGAGAGGAAGAAGAUCGAGAAACUUAAGGCCCAGCUGCACUUGCUAGAGACAGAUUCAGAGAAGCCAAAGAACUCACAUGUCCUCUUUGUCGAUGAUGAGAAAGAAGCCAAAAAAGCCAACCCAGCCAAGAUCCUCGACACCCACCCGGCACUGCUCAAUAGGACAUUCAAUAGGCUAAAGACGUCGCAGUUGUCAUCACUGUCGAGGGAGCUGAAUGACCCUGAGAUUUUGAAGAAAGUAACCAUUUCGAAGGGCAAAGCCUACAAAGAACUGGCCAAGAGGAUAGAGAGAGAGGACAAACUCCGCAUCAUGCAAGAGAAGUUGGAAGUGCGGCAGCAGCUAAUGAAAAAUAAGGAAAAAGAAGGCAAACUUCCACAGCUAGUUGUCGAGGGAACCAGUACCUCUGCACCUGUGUACAAGUGGCCACAGGAACGUCAAAAAUAAAUCUCUAACAUGUAAAGGACCGAUUGUUUAAAUCAAUACAUCACUAUGUUACGCCUUUUAAACGGAACUGUUAUUUGACAUGCUUUCAAAUGAGAGAAUAUUUUUGUGUAAUUUAAGGUACAAGUAAAGUUUGUUUUUACAUU